Molecule: messenger RNA, 6562 nt
Organism: Microplitis mediator
Lineage: Eukaryota; Metazoa; Arthropoda; Insecta; Hymenoptera; Braconidae
Product: transmembrane channel-like protein
Exons: 13
Coding region: 219-3617 (1132 amino acids)
Cellular component (GO): plasma membrane
Molecular function (GO): mechanosensitive monoatomic ion channel activity
Source: RefSeq, a predicted model, not a curated record
UUGUGUUUAGUCAAAAGAUCGCUGUAGAACACGCUCUUUAAAAUUAUCACAUUGUGCUCAGCACGAGCUUGUCCAGGGUGUGUCGAAUAUUGUCUACAACCAUAAGUCGUAGUAUUUACGUGUCUAGCUUCCAAGUUAACAAAAACUCGAAUAAUAUAAACGGUUUACCUGAGGUGUACUGAAAAUUGAUUUCAAAUGUAAAAAACUAUUUGUUUACAAUGACAAAAGAUCAGUUUGGAACAGAAACCCUCCAAGUUAAUUCUAUUCAUGACUCGAAAAAUCUUGUUUCGACAUCAGGAUCACGAAUGCAGGAAGUAUUUGAAAAACCUUCAGUAACUUUUGUUCUUGACGAAAAGAAUGUAAAAAGAUCUAUCAACAAAGAUAACAACCAAGACGAAACUCCGAACAAGAUGCCUGUUUCUCCAACAAUUUUAGUAAACUCAGGUCAAGUUGAUUCUAUAGAAAAUCAAGGAGAUAAUGAUUAUUCGGCAUCUGUGUUUGCUAUGUUACAAAGGAAAACAUCAAAAAGUUCGAGUAAAAAGAAAAAAAAACGAUCUUCAUCAUUUAAUACUGAAGAUGGUACUGAUGAUUCGGAAAAUCAAAGAAGAUGUUCAUCAGCAUUUACAUCUUCUUCCGGAGAAACAGCAAUUUCUAUUGACGUGGCAAUGGAUGAAGAUUUAGAGGAUGGUGGAACACAAGAACAAAUUUUUGAGAAACUUAAACUGCAUAAGGAAGUUCUUAGUGCGGUUAAACAUCAACCUUGGCCUCUUAGAAAAAAAGUUAAACUUGCGAAACAAGCUAAAUCAUAUAUUCGACGGCAUGAGGGUGCACUUCAAGAACGACUUGCCCAAAAUAGAAACACCAGAGAUGUUCUAGCGCGAAUUGCGAUUUUUAUUAGUAAAAAAUGGCAGUAUUCAAAACGUGAAUUGAUAAAUCUCCAAACGUGGUUAGUGCCGUGGGAAUCAAGAAUAAAAGAGAUAGAAUCACAUUUUGGUUCUGCUGUAGCUUCAUACUUUUUAUUCUUACGCUGGUUAUUCUGGAUAAAUCUUGUGAUAUUUUUAACCCUUACCAUAUUUGUUGCUAUACCGGAAAUCCUCACAGCCGAUAAAAAUCAUUCUGGAGAUCGCAAGAUUCUGUUACCAGAAGAAAUAAAAAAAUCCACACAUUUUCUGACUCUAUGGGAAUUUGAGGGAGUUUUAAAACAUUCACCAUUUUUUUAUGGAUGGUAUACCGAUUGGGAUAUACCAAACGGAGGGUACAGACUUCCUCUUGCUUAUUUUCUAGCUAAUUUAAUUGUUUAUACUUACAGUUUUGUCACUAUUUUACGAAAAAUGGCAAUAAAUUCACGAAUGAGUAAACUAUCAGAGAAAGAGGAUGAAUGUGCUUUUUCAUGGAAGCUUUUUACCGGUUGGGACUCUAUGAUAGGAAAUCAUGAAACUGCGAAUAAUAGGGUCGCAAGUAUUAUAUUAGGAUUUAAAGAAUCAUUAUUAGAAGAAGCUGAAAAGGAAAAAAAACUCGGACAUUGGAAAAUUACUACAAUAAGGAUAUUUGUUAAUGUGUCCGUGAUUUUACUUCUUAUACUAUCAGCUUAUGCAGUAGUUGAAGUUGUUGCUAGAAGUACACAAGAAACAUUAAAUAGUAGUUGGUGGAGACAAAACGAAAUUACAGUAGUUAUGUCACUAAUCUCAUAUAUCUUUCCAAUAUUUUUUGAAAUUCUGGGACUUCUAGAAAAUUACCAUCCUCGUAAACAGUUACGACUCCAAUUAGCCAGAAUUAUGGUAUUGAAUCUUCUUAAUUUAUAUUCUUUAAUAAUCGCUCUUUUCGAUAAAAUAAAUCAAAUGGAAGGAGAGUUGAAAAGUCUAAAGCCAAAAAUCGUACCCAUUAUACCAGCAAUAAAUAUUAGUGCUACACACUGUCAAAAUAUUUCAAUACCUUGCAGUGAUGUACAACCUCCUUUCAAUAUAUCAUCGUCAUUACCAUUAACUUGGACUACAGCUCAACCUUUAAAAAAUUUUUCGUCUUUAACAUCAUCACUAGCAGCAUUGAGCUUAAUUUUAAUGUCUAAUACAUCAACUAAAAGUCCAUCUUCUUUGACAAAUAUAAUUAUGUCGAAACCCAAUGAUACGCUGGAUGAAUCGAUGGCAAUCAGUGAUUUUUUAAAUUACAGUUCAACAAAUUUAUUUAAUGUUUCUGAGAUGUCAAAAACUGAAUCAUCAUCUUUUUUCGAUGACGUCAAGUGGGAAGGUUACAUUGAAAAAGAUAUACCUCAAAAUAAUUAUGAGUAUUAUGAUACAGAUAAUUCCAACUACGAAGAUGAAUUAAAUUUAACAAAAGUCACGAAUUCUACAGAUAUUCCAGCUAAUACUACAAAUGAUAAUUAUUCUACGUGGAUUGAUGUAGAAAAUACAACAACGUUAACGUUAAAAUCGAAAAAAAAGACAAUUUUAGAUAAUGAAAAAAAUUUAACUAAUAGCCACAAUGUUGACAUAAAAAUUAUUAAAUGUUUUGCAAGAAUUUGUGAUUAUGAAAAUGACUUCAAAGAAAGAAAGACUGAAAAGACAAAGGUGAGUCAUGAAGCCAUUUUAGAAUUAAAUAUAACAACAAAAACGAAACUUCGUAAGCUAUGUUGGGAAACAAUGUUUGGUCAAGAGUUAUCAAAACUUACAGUUAUGGAUUUGAUAUUAACAAUAAUUGCGACACUUCUUGUUGAUUUUUUUCGUGCAUUAUUCGUUCGAUACAUGAAUCCAUGGUGGUGUUGGGAUCUUGAGAAAAAAUUUCCACAGUAUGGAGAUUUUAAAAUUGCUGAAAAUAUUUUACAUUUAGUUAAUAACCAAGGGAUGGUGUGGAUGGGAAUGUUUUUUAGUCCCGGGUUAACAGCGUUAAAUCUUGUAAAACUUGUAAUUCUUAUGUACUUUAAAUCUUGGACAGUAAUGACAUGCAAUGUACCACAUGAAGUUGUUUUUCGUGCUUCAAGAUCUAAUAAUUUUUAUCUAGCAUUGUUACUUACGAUGGUCUUCUUAUGUGUACUUCCGGUGGGUUACGCUAUUGUAUGGGUAGAACCUUCUUGGCAUUGUGGACCUUUCUCCGGCUAUUAUAGAAUUUAUCACAUAGCCACCCAAAGCUUAAAAAAUUUACUACCAGUAAAAGUUCAUAAAUCACUUGAUUAUAUUGCAUCACCUGGAAUUAUUAUUCCUUUACUUGUUCUAAUGACACUGAUUAUAUAUUAUAUGACUUCCCUUGCUGGAUCUCUCAGAGAAGCAAAUAAUGAUCUCAAAGUCCAACUACGUUAUGAGAGGAGAGAAGAACGAAGAAAAAUGUUUAAAAUAGCAGAAAAACGUGAACAGGGACAAGAUGUAUCAUUUGCAAAAUGGAAAAAAAUAUUACCAACGAUGUCAUCAAUCAAGACAGAUACUCCAGUUUCAAGAGCUGUAGAAAAUAUGCUGCACCGAAAACGUCGGAGAGCUAUUGAAAUGAUUCGUUCAAUGACAUCUGAUGCAGACGAAGUUACUGGAGAUAAGCCGAAUUCAUUACUACGAGAUUCACUUCUGCCUAAAGAGACAAGCGAUCUUCAACUUCAUAACAUUCUAAUCGACACCAAUGAAAUAACGAAGUUAUGAAAUUUUAUGAUUUUCUAAGAAACGAAAGUGUAACCUAGGUUAAAUAAGAGACUUGAAAGUUUUUUUGAAUUUUCAAAACAUUGUAUAUAACGCCAUUAACACAUGUAUCUUUAUUUGAAAUUUUGUACACACCUACCCAUGUAACAAUUCCCAUGACAAGUUGCUGGUCAAGGCACUGAUCACAAAAAUCUUUUGAUAGAUAACACCGGCACACAAAAAAAAGUGGUUUGUACAUUUGACUAGACCUACCUAGGGUUAUCUAUAUCGAUGCGUUGAAUCCGAAUUUGUGGUUGGUUUGACCUUCCAAAUUAAAGUAAAUUGCAAAAAACCGCUAAAAAUGGCUAAAAAAUCAUGAAAAAUUGCAAAUAUGCAAACGAAAAAAAAAUUUCUUAAUCUAGAUCAUGUAUUUUUCUUAUGAAUUUUGAUGCGCAGAAUCCAAAUCCGCAGUCGGUUUGGCUUGUACGCCCUCCAAUUUUUGGAUAAAUUUCGGUAAAACGGUAAAAAUUGCAAAAAAUCGUAAAAAAUAGUCAUAAAGUAGUAGAUAAUAUGAAGAAAAUAGUAUUGUUCUUACUCACAGUAAUAAACUAAAUAUGAUUCCUUUCAAAUUAUACUAUACUCAAGGAAAAAAGAUUUUGUCUAAUCAUAUAUGAUUAUAUAUGUUCAUAUAUGAUUAUAUAUAAUCAUAUAUGAAGUUAUAUAUCAUCAUGCAUGAUUAUAUAUGGGGUCAUAUAUAAUUAUAUAUAAUUAUAUAUGACCCCAUACAUAAUGAGAUCUGAUCAUACCUGGCUGUUAUAAGCCCAUAUAUUAUUCUAUAUAUGAUCAGAUCUGAUUAUAUAUAAUUAAAUCUGAUCAGAUCUGAUCAUAUAUGAGUCUAUGUAUGAUUAGAUAUGAUCAUACCUGGCUGUUAUGACCCAGUAUAUAAUCAUACAUAAGGCUAGAUAUGAUCAGGUCUGAUCAUCUAUGAGUCUAUAUAUAAUUAGAUAUAAUCAUACCUAGCUGUUAUAACCCCAUAUAUGAUCAUAUAUAAGUCUAUACAUGACUAGCUCUGAUCAGACAUGAUUGAUACAAACCCAUAUAUAAUUAGAUAUAGGCCUAUAUAUCAUUAGAUCUGAUCAGACGUGACUGAUAUAAACCUAUAUGUAGUUAUAUAUGUCUAUUAGGGUGUUCGUUAUUUCCCAAAUCAAUUUUUAUUUACCGAUCGCCCCCUGAAUCUUUAGCUUAUGACCUAAAAAAAAAUAUCCAACACAAACAGGCUCUUAAUUUUCACAUUAAACCGUGCCGAAAUCAUUUUAUAUUUCCCAUUUAAAUAACAUGGAAUUUUUAGACUUUUGACUCUUAAUUUUUUUUCUCAGAAACAAAUGAGAGUAAAAAUUUGAUCGAAACAUAUUCUGAUAGGAAAUCAAACGCUCUACAAAAAAGUUUUCUUAUGGAUUUUCGAUAAAAUAACUCCUUCAAAAGUUAUUUAACGUUAAACUUGUGUUUGUUAUCAAUCCUAUAAUAUUUUUAAUUCUAUUUUCAUUUUUACCGUUUUUGGCUAUAAAAUCGUUGAAAUAAAAGAUAAUUAUUAUUAUCACUAGAGUACCGAUGAUCAUUUAUGUAGAUUUCAUGGCCUAAACAGAAAAUCAAGGGAAAAAAAACAUUGUUUUAUGAGAAGUAAUAGAAAUAACAUACCUUUCCUCAUACAGACGAACUUUAAAAUAAAUUAAUGGAAAGUGGUGAAAUAAAAAUGUAAAAACUUUUUUGUCAUGCUCAUAAAAAAAUAGUCUUCUGAUCCAUUUUAAGAACAAUUUUAUCUAAGUUUCGCCGGAAAAGUAGAAAAUCUCAAAAUUUAAUAUGAAUUCGACUUCAACCUCAAAUAACUUUUGAACAAAUAGAUUCCUCGAAAAUUGAUAAGAAUCUUUUUUUGUAGAGCAUUUAAUUCCCUACAAAAACAUGCCUGCCAUUUAUUCCUAUGACGCAUCGUUAGCUACUUAUAAAAAUCAGAAGACGUAAAAAAAAUUUUUCCCAUGUUAUUCUUAUGGGAAAUAGAAAAGUGUGAUGAGAAACCUCUUAAUGUUAAUAUUAAGAGCUCCAAUUUUCACAGGCGCCUUUUUUUAUCUAAAUGAAACUUUUGAACCUGUUUGGAAAAAAAAAAAGUUUGUUAUUUUUUGGAUCACCCUAGUAUAUAUAUAUAUUAAAUAAUAUGAAAAUUUUCAAUAUCAAUGUUAUUAAAUUUUUAUUCUGUCAACUAUCAAUCAAACUUAAAUCCCCAAUACUUAAAAAAUGUUCAAAGGUUUCGACAGCAAUUUAAAAGUAUAAAGUAUCAAUUUGAUUAUUUGAGUUAAGUAAUACCAUAAACGUUUUUUAAUUAUAAGUGUAUAACAGACUAGAGGAUCAGACUACAAACCAUCGAUAACCAAAGUUAAGCAGCAUCGGCGUGGAACAUUAAUUGGACAGGUGACCUCGUAGUAAAAUAAUAGUCAAUGGUUAAUAAUUUUUUUUUAUUUAAUUUUAACCGACAUUGAUAUUGAUGAAGACAAUAAAUCCUAAUUAAACUACUUAAUUAAUAAUUUACAGAUAUUCUAAAUGAGAUUCUAAAAAUGACUAUAUUCGUUCAUGCAUGAUUAUAUAUAAUCAUAUAUGAUCAUGUAUAUAAACAGAUCAAGUUAUGUAUGAUCAAACCUGGCCAAUUUUUGGAUCUGACCAUAUAUAGACAAUUAUGCAUGAUCAUAUAUGAUUAGACAAAAUCUUUUUUCAUCGGGUAACACCCAUAAAUCGUGAUUAAAAUUAUAAAAAAAAACGACCUCCAUUGAUUUUAUAUUGUUCCUUGCUUGUAUCGAUCUCUUUUCGCUAGACACAUAUCUAAUGCGACCAGCAUUACCUUGUAUUAUAUAAUUCAUCAAAUAAAACUAAUUAUUUGUUAUUUUGUCAACAUUAAUAAAUGGAGUCCGAUAAUUUAUUUAUCG